Gastrolobium bilobum is the source of this 2218-nucleotide messenger RNA. Its product is annotated as ubiquitin C-terminal hydrolase 22-like. The transcript is spliced from 3 exons. Gene Ontology annotation, biological process: protein deubiquitination. Lineage: Eukaryota; Viridiplantae; Streptophyta; Magnoliopsida; Fabales; Fabaceae. Gene Ontology annotation, molecular function: cysteine-type deubiquitinase activity; zinc ion binding. The coding region runs from base 124 to 1974 and encodes 616 amino acids. The record is from RefSeq and is a predicted model, not a curated record.
AAGGAGUGAGCAGAAGCUAAACACCUCAGCAAGUGCAGUCGCAGCCGCCACAAACGAAUCCUGAUCAACCUCUAUGCUCUCUCACUCUCAUUCUUCCAAUCACAGCCGUUGAUUCUCCGAUCUAUGAGCCUUAUGCCCCUGAAACCUAGGUUCACCCUUACCUCCACAUUAUCACCGUCGUCAUCCGCCAUGUCUUCCAAAAUCAACGGUCAGAUUUCCCCCCAGCCCUGCCCCCAUUUAGCCGAGCUCCGCCGCAUCUCCUCUAAGCCAUUCCUCGCCCUCCACGACUGCCUCCGGAUCAAGCCUCCCGGUGGCCGCGCCUCCCUCCGCCGUGAUCCCGACGAGGUCCCGCGCUGUGGUGCCUGCGGACUCUCCUCUCCUUCUCGCCUCUACGCCUGCAUCACUUGCGCUGCCGUCUCUUGCCACUCCUCCGCCGCCGGCUGCCCCUCCCAUGCGGCAGCUCACGCUGCCUCAAUGCCGCCUGGUCACCAGAUCGCCGUCGACAUCGACCGCGCCGAGCUCUUCUGCUGCACGUGCCGCGACCAGGUCUACGAUCGCGAUUUCGACGCUGAGGUAGUGAUCGCUCAGACCACCGCAUCAACCCUCGGCGGCUCAGGAUCGCCGGCGAUCGCGCCGCCGCGACCAGAGAAUCUCCGAAAGCGCCGAAGAGUGGAUUACCGGCCUUGGUCUCCUGAUCUGCGCGAGCGCUCUCUGAUCGGAAGCUGUUCUAGCCCGAUCGACGGCUCCGGCAUCCGCGCCGAUUCUUUUCCGGAAUUACCGCGGGGAUUGCGCGGGUUGAACAAUUUGGGAAACACGUGCUUCAUGAAUUCGGUGUUGCAAGCGCUGCUUCACACGCCACCGUUAAGGAAUUACUUCUUGAGCGAUAUGCAUAACAAGUAUUUUUGCCAGAAAAGGAGCAAUGCUGAUGGUGAUGCCGGCAGUGCGGGGAAGAGAAGUGGUGGUAUCAAUGUGAACAAGAAUGGGCGAAUAUGCUUAGCUUGCGAUAUGGAUGCUAUGUUCUCUGCUGUGUUUUCGGGAGAUCGUGCACCCUAUAGUCCCGCAAAGUUCUUAUACAGUUGGUGGCAACAUGCGGCCAACCUUGCCAGUUAUGAACAACAGGAUGCGCAUGAAUUUUUCAUUUCUAUGCUUGCUGGAAUCCAUGACAAGGUGGAGAAGGAGCGGGGUAAGCCACAUAGUGAAGGCAACGGUGACUGUUGUAUUGCUCACAGGGUAUUCUCUGGUAUCUUGCGAUCUGAUGUUAUGUGUAUGGCCUGUGGUUUCACAUCAACAACUUAUGACCCAUGCAUAGACAUAUCAUUGGACUUGGAACCAAAUCAAGGGGGUUCUACCAAGAUGGCUGCCACAACAUCCAAUCAUUCUUGCAAUGGUGAGGCCGAUUGCAUGAAUUCGAGCCAAAACUGUGGGACAUCUACCCUGAUGGGGUGUUUGGAGAGAUUUACAAGAGCAGAGAGAUUGGGGGCAGACCAAAAAUUUUUCUGUCAGCAAUGUCAGGUGAGGCAGGAAACACUCAAGCAGAUGUCCAUAAGGAAGCUUCCCCUUGUUUCUUGCUUCCAUAUAAAAAGAUUUGAGCAUUCUUCAACGAGAAAGAUGUCAAGGAAGGUGGACCGCUAUCUGCAGUUCCCAUUUUCACUAGACAUGUCACCUUAUCUUUCAUCAUCAAUCUUAAGGAGUCGGUUUGGGAACAGAAGUUUUCCUUUUGAUGGUGAUGAGCCUGAUGCUUCAAAUGAGUUGUGUUCAGAGUUUGAAUUGUUUGCUGUCGUCACUCACACUGGUAAGCUAGAUGCUGGCCAUUAUGUGACUUACCUGCGAUUAAGCAAUCAAUGGUACAAGUGUGACGAUGCCUGGGUUACUCGAGUUGAUGAGAACAUUGUGAGGGCUGCCCAGGGUUACAUGAUGUUCUAUGUACAGAAAAUGCUUUACUAUAAAGCAACUGAUAAACAGGUCUCCUCAUGAUUGGCACAGGAGAUGGUCCAAAUCAUUGGUAUGCCAUGGUUAAUAUCAAUUUUCACUCUAAUGAUAUGCCAUGGCUUUAACAUUUAUACAUGCGGAAACAGGGAAAAAAAAAAGAAAAGGAAAAUAUGAUUUCUUCGCAUCAUACCUAGCUACUCUGUAUCAUUGCUAGAGAUGAGAAUUUAUCCUUUCAAGUUGGAGGAAGAAACGAGCCAGAAUUUUUUAGGCACUCCAACUUUUUGAAAAC